AUGACUCACCUGACAGCAGAGCGGGGGCUUUUGGAGGAGCGUCUGCUCGUGCGGAAAACUUUGGCUCCAAGCACAGGCCACAAGACAGCAUCAUUAGUGCCUGAGGAGGGGUUGAUUCCACGUUUGGUCCACCCUGAGGAGGUGCCCAGGGCUUUUCAGGAAGAGCAGGCGGCCAAUGCUACUCAAUGCAGCCCGCAUGAGACAUCGCUUACCCUCUGUGCUUCUCAUUUGGAUCCUCUUGGGGCACCUUGGCAUCAGACACCAUCACCCCGUGGAGAAGAGCUGGUCGUUCCCUGCGAGCCAAGGGAGCCGGCUGAGGAACGGGCUGGGAAACGGCCCCUCCCAGAGCAACAAGGUGGCCACCAGGCCCUUGAAGGCAUCGCCUCCACCCACAACAUGGGACGCCCUGGCACAUCCUCCUUGAUGCCUCACUUCGUCUGCACCACCGCAUCUCUCCAUGAGCCCAACACACUGCCCGAGAGCGCCACAUCGCCAGAGGGAAGUGGGGUUGCGGCGGCUCCGGUUACGACACCCAGCUGCUCUCUUUGGGGUCCUGACGCAGCUCUGCCUGCAGCAGUGGUUGAGAUCCACCUUUUCACGUACCCAGCAGCAGAAAUCUCCCUGGCCCUGACGCAGAGCGUCCCGGGUUGUCUAGGUGAGAGCUCAGCAGAGGCAGGACUGCAGCCCCAGACACCAGACCUUGGGGAGUAGCGAAACCCUCUGGGUAGAAGGCUCCAGAGAAUCCUGGCGGGGAGGGGGCAGAGUUAUGAGUACGCCGUCUGUGUGCUCCCCAGGAAAAGACCGGCCUUGCUCCACAUCUGACCCUCAGGGCACUUCCAGAUUAUCAGUUUUCCAAUAUGAGUUAAUUGUACACCAGCACAUUCAGGAAGCUCAGCAGAAGUGGAUUUGGUGCUCUUGUGCAACACACUCAGUCCCCCUCCCCUGCAACAACCCACUCUGACUGUUUGCAGUAAAGAAAGUGAUUGGGAAAGCACUAGAAAGUGAGGGAUAACACUUGCUUGAAGUGACAUUGUUCAACCUCCCUGCAAAGAAAUAAAAACAAACGCUCAAUAAACAGCCGGCGUCAUAUAUAAACUCUGUGGAGACUUUGUGCCAGCAAACCACGAUGAAUGCUCAAUAAACAGGCUGUCUGGAUGA
Molecule: messenger RNA, 1158 nt
Organism: Rhineura floridana
Lineage: Eukaryota; Metazoa; Chordata; Lepidosauria; Squamata; Rhineuridae
Exons: 4
Coding region: 1-711 (236 amino acids)
Source: RefSeq, a predicted model, not a curated record